AUGGGUUCUGGUUCUCCUCCGGGCCCGGCCAAGCCGUCGGCCAUUCCGUCCCACAUGCUGAACGGCAGCUCACCCCUCCAAUCGUCCACGGGUGCUGGUGGCGGUACUCGUGUCCGUGAUGCUCGUGAACGGGAGAGUCUCAAUACCUCCAUUCGUUCCUCUUUUGCUCCCCGUGUCCCCGCUGAGUUCGAUUUCGUCGAGGCGAAGUCCGACCCCGCGGGCGAGGUCGCGGGCGAGUCCACUGCCUCCACCGCUGCCACCGAAGCUGGAGCUGCACAUGCUGCCCUGACUCUGCGUGGCCGACUCCCUCUGAAUGACCCUCCCCGCCACCCCCGGGAUGAGGGUGGCCCGUUGACCCCGCCGGCGACGGCAAGCCGCCCCGCCAGCCCCUAUACCAUGAACCCCCCUAUCGACUUUGACGGGCUCAGCUGGCCCUGCCCCGGCACACGGCAGCGGUUGGAAUCGACGCCGGAAGAGAACGAAGCGCGCAUCCAGAAACUUGCGGGGGCAGUCCGGACAAUUCUUGAAUGUGUUGGUGAAGAUCCGGAGCGCGAGGGCCUCCGCGAGACCCCGGAGCGAUAUGCCAAGGCCAUGCUGUACUUCACUAAGGGCUAUGAGGAGAACGUCCGGGAUCUGGUCAAUGGCGCUGUUUUCCACGAGGACCACGACGAGUUGGUUAUCGUGAAGGACAUCGAUGUAUUUUCUCUGUGCGAGCACCACAUGGUGCCUUUUACUGGCAAGAUGCAUAUCGGCUACAUCCCGGAUCGCCGUGUUCUUGGCCUCUCAAAGCUGGCCCGCCUGGCUGAGAUGUUCUCCCGUAGACUUCAGGUUCAGGAGCGCCUGACCAAGCAGGUUGCACUGGCGAUCUCAGAGGUCCUUAAGCCUCGCGGUGUUGGAGUUGUCAUGGAGUCUUCCCACCUGUGCAUGGUCAUGCGAGGUGUUCAAAAGACCGGCAGUACCACCACCACCAGCUGUAUGCUGGGAUGCAUGCGGUCGAGUGCUAAGACCCGCGAGGAGUUCUUGACUCUGCUGAAUCGUCGAUAG
Molecule: messenger RNA, 1044 nt
Organism: Penicillium canariense
Lineage: Eukaryota; Fungi; Ascomycota; Eurotiomycetes; Eurotiales; Aspergillaceae
Product: GTP cyclohydrolase I
Exons: 4
Coding region: 1-1044 (347 amino acids)
Biological process (GO): tetrahydrofolate biosynthetic process; tetrahydrobiopterin biosynthetic process
Cellular component (GO): cytoplasm
Molecular function (GO): GTP binding; zinc ion binding; GTP cyclohydrolase I activity
Source: RefSeq, a predicted model, not a curated record